Atta colombica is the source of this 521-nucleotide messenger RNA. RefSeq lists its product as uncharacterized. The transcript is spliced from 3 exons. NCBI's taxonomy places the organism in Eukaryota, Metazoa, Arthropoda, Insecta, Hymenoptera, Formicidae. The record is from RefSeq and is a predicted model, not a curated record. Bases 64 to 306 code for a protein of 80 amino acids.
AUGAAAUUGACAAGCCAAGACUGAAGAUAAGUGUCUGUACAGCUGGUGAGACGUUAUCAAGAUAUGACCAACAUACACACAGUAAACAGUAUGAUCAGCAACAGAAAUCGCGAUUGUCUCGAAUGCAGACUGCUGAGCGGUAGCGGCCUUGUCGCUGCCGGUUUAUACGUCUGUCACCACUCCAAACAGUACCAAAAGCAAAUAGGAAAAGCAGCAAUGUGCUCAGUUGCCUCUGUGUUAGUACUCCUUGGUACAGCCAGGAUUUUCGACUUGCCACCCUUUCAAGAUAAAUUUAAACGCAGCUGAGAACUUAUUUAAGCAAACAUAAAGCUACGGUAUUUUGUAGCAAUUGCACAUAAAAAUGUGAGUGUGAUGUGAAAAUAAUAUGUAUAUUUUAUUACAUUCUUUCCUCACUUAUGGUUUUUACCUAAAGUGUAAGAUUUGUUUAUAUAGUCUAUUGAGUCUUUCACAAAUAUGAUGGUAUUGAGAAUAUUUAUUUUUAACUAAACACUGAUAUCUAA